GCUGAACCAAGCGUAGAGGAUUAGGAAAGGUGCAUAGGGAGAGGAGGGACGAUGGAAAGGAACUGAUGCCGAAAGGCGAAACCGAGUCCAGUUCAGAGAAUAUGAGAAGAAAACCCAAACCGAAGGAACGCUCCCGCUUUUGAAAUUUGUUGUGAAGCAGAGCUCGAAAAAGUGGUCUCUUUUCUGGCUUUCUUUGCUGCACGUUUUCUUCAGAUCCCUCCCGAAUUCCGAUCAUAGAAGACAGCCAGAUUCUGAAUUGUAAUCUAAUUGGGUCGGAAAUGGCCGAAGAUGCCAAGGAGGAUCAAGCUUCUGGAGAAAACAAUUCUUUGUCUAGUGAUACAAAGAAAGCGGAAAGGGAAAUCAAUAAGCGGCGAAGAGGGUUACUCUCUCGGGUUUGGAAUGGGAUCUUUCGAACACGAGCGGAGGAUUUUGAGAAGAGACUGCAACAUAUAUCUAAAGAAGAAGCUGCCGUCCUUGCAAGGAUGAAAAGGAGAUCCCAGAGUUGGCGGCAGACGGCGAGGAAUCUUAUCGUUUUCUCCAUGGUGUUUGAGGUUGUUGCAGUAGGUUAUGCCAUCAUGGCAACGAGAUCACUGGAUUUAGACUGGAAGAUAAGGGCACUUAAAGUUUCUCCCAUGUUUCUUUUGCCUUUAUUAUCUUCUGUCAUUUAUUCAACACUUGUAAGAUUCACAAGAAUGUGUGAGAGGAAGGACCAGAAAACCCUUGAAAGGCUGCGUGCUGAAAGGCAAGCAAAAAUUGAUGAACUGAAGGAGAGGACAAACUAUUACACAACACAGCAGCUUAUUCAGAGAUAUGACCCUGAUCCAGCAGCAAAAGCAGCAGCUGCUACUGUUCUUGCAUCUAAAUUGGGUGCAGAUUCGGGCUUGAAGGUGUAUGUUGAGGAUGAGUUCAACCUGAAAGCUGCACCAGGAGACAGCAAUGAUGUUGAGCUUGUGCAAUCUAGUGGGCUUCGAAACCGGAAAAAAACUGAUGUCAAAUUUGGCAGUGCAGAGAGCACAAUGAUGACUCAACCAAUUGAUGAAACACUGCAUGAUUUUGGGCAGAAUCAGAUGGUUGUUGAACACCAUCUAAGAUCAACUGCCUAUGAUGGAGGAUGGGUUGCUCGUAUUGCAGCAUUGCUUGUUGGCGAGGAUCCAACACAAUCUUAUGCACUUAUAUGUGGAAACUGCCAUAUGCACAAUGGGCUGGCCAGGAAGGAAGAUUUCGCAUACAUAACUUACUACUGCCCACAUUGCCAUGCACUUAACAGGUCAGGGCAACUCAUAGAGCAUGGUUCCGGUUCCACCAACGCAAGCCUCCCAACGACCCCAACCACUCGUGAUGUGAUUAAUAGCCUCACUAGUGCCAUGACAGACAGCGAACUCCCAACUAACGAUCAGAUAAUGGCUGCUGCUGCUGCACAGACGGCAGGAAGUGAAGUAAACGCAUCUGGGGUUGAUUAAAGACUUAUUUCUGUACAAUUGCUUAUGGAAGGAACUUUUCUUUACUCUAUACCUCAUCUUUCGUUGUGGUACAAAAGUGUCUUGUGGUAGGAGUGGAGAAGCUUUUGUUUUUCAACUGUGAGAGCCCCUUCAACGACAUCUUACACCAUAUUCUAUACAUACCCGAUUGUCAUUU
Messenger RNA from Nelumbo nucifera (sacred lotus), 1635 nucleotides. RefSeq lists its product as uncharacterized. The record is from RefSeq and is a predicted model, not a curated record. Gene Ontology annotation, biological process: endoplasmic reticulum tubular network organization. Gene Ontology annotation, cellular component: endoplasmic reticulum tubular network. NCBI's taxonomy places the organism in Eukaryota, Viridiplantae, Streptophyta, Magnoliopsida, Proteales, Nelumbonaceae.